AGAGACAAUGGCGCAUGGGACGGCUCUCAUCUCGUAAUCCUCUCGUGUCCACGAAUCACGAGGGAGCCGGAAUGCAAUUUGCGAUAGACCAAGGGGGCUAAGGGGUAAAUAAAAGGGGAUGCGAAAAGAUCCCAAUCGAACCAAUGGUGGUUUUGACCACGGCCUCCGUCGCCUGCUCCAGAUUCCACUGCCGCUCCUCCGUUGCGGCCGCGGCUCUAUUCCUCUCCGCCUCGUAUUCUCGCGCUCGUGCUCCACCCCGCGGAUCAUUGCUGCGGCGCAGAAUCAGCAAGGUAUCAUUACGCUCUGAAGCAAUGGCUACUGCACAAUCCUCUGAAACAGCAUCUGACAAAGGAUUGCCGCUGGGGAUGGAUGCGACCAUGGCCGAUGAGUAUGCUUCCCAGUCAAAGUUGCUGCAAGAAUUCGUUAAAAUCCCCAGUGUUGGCAAGGCUUGGAUCUUCAAUUCCAAGAAUGAGAACACGUCCAAAGCAGUGGUUUCUAUUGGCCAAUCGGAUAUGUUGGCCAAUAAAAGGAGACAAUUCCUUCUGAAUUCUUACAUUUCAAAAAGUGCCUCGAAGUCUGUGGAUUUCCAGUGGUCUCCCUUCCCAACUGAAAUAAGCGGAGUGUCGGUAAUAGUUCCAUCACCAUCUGGAGAAAAACUUCUGCUAGUACGGAAUGCUGAGGAUGAUUCCCCAACAAAACUAGAGAUUUGGGGGCCCUGUCAGUUGGAGAACGAGAUCCAUAUUGCAAAGUCUGUUCAUGGAUCACUGUAUGCUGAUGAAUGGUUUGAAGGGGUAUCAUGGAACCAGGAAGAGACUUUCAUAGCAUAUAUUGCCGAGGAGCCUCCUCAAUCAAAGCCAGUGUUCAAUGAUUACGGAUACAAGAAAGAAGGCUCAUCUGAAAAGGACUGCAAGAGCUGGAAGGGACAAGGGGAUUGGGAGGAGACCUGGGGAGAAACCUAUUCCAAGAAAAGGAUACCUGCAUUGUUCGUUGUCAACAUUUCCAGUGGUGAAGUUCGACCUGUGAAGGGCAUACCUAGAUCAUUAAGUGUUGGCCAGGUGAUUUGGGCUCCAUCAUCUUCAUAUAGCUUGGUUUUUGUUGCGUGGUCAUCUGACAAUGGUUUCCAAGAGACACCGAGGAAGCUUGGUAUUAAAUACUGCUAUAACAGGCCUUGUGCUCUGUAUGCUGCUCCUGAUCCUUUCAGAGACGAAGCUGAGAAACCAUCAACUGAUGGCAAUAAGGGUGAAACUACAAAUAUGAUCAUGUUAACAGCAGACUUGAGCAGUGCUUUUUUCCCGCGGUUCAGUCCGGAUGGAAAGUAUCUUAUUUUCAUCACAGCGAAGAGUGCUGUGGAUAGUGGAGCACACAAUGCCACAAAUGCAAUGCAUAGAAUUGAGUGGCCUACAGACGGGAAACUGCAUGGGAGCCUUGGAGUUGCUGAUGUGGUGCCCAUUGUGAUGUGCCCCCAAGAUGGCUGUUUCCCUGGGCUUUACUGCUUUGGCUUACUUAGGGAUCCAUGGCUUUCUGAUGGUCGAACUAUGAUUCUAUCUUCUGUUUGGGGAAGUAAGGAAGUAAUACUUUCUGUAAAUGUUGUGAGCUGUGAAGUUUCAAGAGUUAGUCCUCAGGAUUCGGAUUAUUCAUGGAAUGUUCUUGCACUUGACAAGAAUAACAUUCUUGCAGUUUCCAGCAGCCUUAUUACACUCCCGCAAAUAUACUAUGGCUUUGAGGUUUCUCAGACUGAAAUCCAGUGGGAGUGGCAGGAAGUUUCAACUCCAUUUCCAAAGCCAUCUGAUAAGAUCAGCUCCAUAGUAGCAGAGCAUAAGUUCAGUAUACUCAAAAUCCCGAUUAGCAAUUCUUCCGACAAACUUGCAAAUGGGGCUAAGCUGCCUUUUGAGGCUAUUUUUGUGUCGCAUAAGGAUUCUGCUAGUAGUCCAACGAUUGUUGUUCUUCAUGGUGGACCACACACAGUUUACCCAUCAAGUUAUUCAAAAUCCUUGGCUUUUCUUUUUUCGCAGGGAUAUAAUCUUCUUGUUGUGAACUACAGGGGUUCAUUAGGCUUUGGGGAAGAAGCACUGCAAUCCCUUCCUGGCAAUAUUGGUUCUCAGGAUGUGAAUGAUGUGUUGACGGCUUUGGACUUUGUUAUAAAGAAAGGACUAAUAGAUCCAUCAAAAGUCGCAGUAGUUGGAGGUUCACAUGGAGGUUUCUUGACCACUCAUUUGAUCGGCCAGGCUCCAAACACAUUUGUUGCAGCAGCUGCUCGAAAUCCUGUAUGUAACUUAUCAUUGAUGGUUGGUACCACUGACAUCCCUGAUUGGUGCUUUGUCGAGAUUUAUGGAAGAGAAGGGAAAAACUACUUCUCAGAGUCUCCUUCAGUAGACGAUCUUUGUCAAUUCCACCAAAAAUCACCAAUAUCACAUAUUUCAAAGGUUAAGACGCCAACACUCUUUCUCCUUGGAGCUCAAGAUCUCCGAGUUCCUGUUUCUAAUGGCCUACAGUAUGCAAGGGCAUUGAAGGAGAGGGGAAUUGAAUCCAAAACUAUUGUCUUCCCAGAAGAUAUCCAUGGAAUUGACAAGCCACAGUCUGAUUUCGAAAGCUUCCUCAACAUAGGGGUUUGGUUCAAGAAGCACAUGAGCAAAUAAACAUUAGGGAUCUCCUACCACAUUCGUGAUGUACUUUUUUAUUGUUAAUAAAUGCUUGUAAUUGGGUCAAAGAAGCCAAAAGCAUUGUUCACUCGCCCUUUCUGAUGCUGUGAAGUUGGAAUAAUUCUUAUAGAUGUAGAUCUAUUGAUUAGAAGAUUGUGUUCAUCCUAGUAUGGAUUCUGGAUUGCCAAACAUCUAAUAGCUAAAACAAGUGAUGCCUUUUUUAUGAACUGCUAAAAAUCCACCUUGUAAUAUCUGGAUAGCACUGAUCUAUAGCAUCCGAUGCACUAGAAGUGCUUAUCUAUACAGCAAUUACUUUUGACUAGUAAUGAGAAAAAGAGUUACAUGA
Messenger RNA from Phragmites australis (common reed), 2985 nucleotides. Its product is annotated as acylamino-acid-releasing enzyme 1. Gene Ontology annotation, molecular function: serine-type endopeptidase activity. The transcript has 18 exons. Gene Ontology annotation, biological process: proteolysis. The record is from RefSeq and is a predicted model, not a curated record. Bases 144 to 2636 code for a protein of 830 amino acids. Lineage: Eukaryota; Viridiplantae; Streptophyta; Magnoliopsida; Poales; Poaceae.